CCGGAAGAAAGAUGGCGGCGGCCUGAGCCGAGUUCUGCAUACAACUUCGCGGGCGCCCAGCUGCGCUCCCCAGACCCGGCGCUUCAGAAAGCCGGCUGCUGGGAUCAACCCUAGGACUUGAGCAUCCCAGGAGUUCCAAUGGUCUGGCUGGUGGCAAUGACGCCCAGGCAGAGUUCUCUCUGUCGUCUAGCUGCUCAUGGCCUCUGGUUCUUGGGCCUUGUCCUUCUGAUGGAUGCAACUGCUAGACCUGCCAACCACUCACUUACUCGGGAAAGAGCAGCCAACAAGGAGGAAAAUGAGAUCAUACCCCCAGACCACUUGAAUGGGGUAAAGCUGGAAAUGGAUGGACAUCUCAACAAGGACUUUCAUCAGGAGGUUUUCCUGGGAAAGGACAUGGAUGGGUUUGAUGAGGACUCAGAGCCACGGAGAAGCCGGAGGAAGUUGAUGGUCAUCUUUUCCAAGGUAGAUGUGAACACUGACCAGAGGAUCAGCGCUAAGGAGAUGCAGCACUGGAUUAUGGAGAAAACAGCAGAGCACUUCCAGGAGGCUGUCAAGGAAAACAAACUACACUUCAGGGCUGUGGACCCUGAUGGUGAUGGCCAUGUGUCCUGGGAUGAAUAUAAAGUGAAGUUUUUGGCAAGCAAAGGCCACAAUGAAAGGGAGAUUGCUGAUGCCAUCAAGAACCAUGAGGAGCUCAAAGUGGAUGAGGAGACGCAGGAAGUCCUUGGGAACCUCAGAGAUCGCUGGUAUCAGGCAGACAAUCCUCCUGCAGACCUGCUGCUGACUGAGGACGAGUUCCUUUCAUUCCUUCACCCUGAGCACAGCCGGGGCAUGCUCAAGUUCAUGGUCAAGGAGAUCGUUCGGGACUUGGACCAGGAUGGCGAUAAGCAGCUGUCUCUGCCUGAGUUCAUCUCCCUGCCCGUGGGUACUGUUGAGAACCAGCAAGGCCAAGACAUUGAUGACAACUGGGUGAAAGACAGGAAGAAAGAGUUUGAGGAACUGAUUGACUCUAACCAUGAUGGAAUUGUGACUAUGGAGGAGCUAGAGAACUACAUGGACCCCAUGAAUGAAUACAAUGCUCUCAAUGAAGCCAAACAGAUGAUUGCCAUUGCUGAUGAGAACCAGAACCACCACCUGGAGCCUGAGGAAAUCCUCAAGUACAGUGAGUUCUUCACAGGCAGCAAGCUGAUGGACUAUGCCCGCAAUGUGCAUGAAGAGUUCUGAGCAUGCCCCUCAACUGGGGCCAGGUCACCAGUAUACUGACCCUCCCCACAAUUUGAGGAGGCUAUGGUCUAGUGAGAUCUGUGGAUGACUGGGUCCAGAUUGGGUCUAAAAUGCUAUCUACCCUGUGUCUGGGGGCUACCAUAGGCCCCUAAAAGUGCUGUUCCAGAACUUUUCUUCUUCUGUUGUAUCCAUAUGCUCUGGCUUAGCUCCUGCCAUGGCAUGGCCCAGGUUUAUUAAAGAUAUGCUUAAUAGGC
Molecule: messenger RNA, 1478 nt
Organism: Apodemus sylvaticus (European woodmouse)
Lineage: Eukaryota; Metazoa; Chordata; Mammalia; Rodentia; Muridae
Gene: Sdf4
Product: stromal cell derived factor 4
Exons: 8
Coding region: 139-1224 (361 amino acids)
Biological process (GO): calcium-ion regulated exocytosis
Cellular component (GO): endoplasmic reticulum
Molecular function (GO): calcium ion binding
Source: RefSeq, a predicted model, not a curated record